Amoebophrya sp. A25 is the source of this 1543-nucleotide messenger RNA. The record is from the annotation of a GenBank genome assembly. Lineage: Eukaryota; Dinophyceae; Syndiniales; Amoebophryaceae.
AUGUGGUGGCACGGCGUCACUUAUCUCAAAGCAAGAAGAACAACAUCGAUUUUAGCUAACAUGCAGCAUCAUCCUCAUCUUCAUCUCGUUGUCAUGAUCAUUCCAAGCGCUGUGAUAAAACUAACAGUGAAACUUCACGGUCAUGCUCUUGUAUGCUUCUGGAAUUUGGUAACCUGAAUUUGAUCACAAUAAGGACUCCCUUUCGGUUUUCCUUAUGAUCAAAAUCAGAUUACCAAAUACCAGAACCAUUCAGACCUGGCACAAGAAGAAGCGAGAAUGUGCAUAUUUAUGUGUAUCUAUAGUAUAAAAAUUCCUUUUCCUAGUACUUAGUUAUAGCAAGGUCGUCAUUUUUCUGAGACAAGUACGAAAAACAUCAAAUGGUUGCUCCUUCGCUCGGAAAUAUAUUUGUUCUGAAACGAAUGUGACUAUUAUAUAUUUAUAAUAUAUCUAUACUUACUAUAGGAUGGGGGCGGCGCGGCCACGAAUUCGAGUUUUUCUUAUCGUUUUUUGUUUCAUUCAAUCUAAUAACUUAGUUUAGAAGUAGUACGAGGAGGAGCAAGUAGCAGAGCUUGAUUUUUUCAUCAGUACAUAGGUCGCCAUCUGCUUGGUUAUAAUCAAUGCACUAUACUCCUGAUAUGUUGAUCGCUAUUAAUUUGUGACUACAUAAGGUUUUACAGUAUUGUGGCUCGAAGAUAGUGCAAAAUGAGCCUCCUGUUCUUUGUCCGUCUGCUCCCUAGGUAUCUAUUCAUUACCUGCUGUCUUUGACUUUGUUGAGCCUCCCCUCCUAUUGCCGUUCUUAUCCGAUGAAGUGAGGCCGGCGUUUGGGUCGACCUUGUGUUUUUUCUAGAUGAUAGUAUCUUUGCUUUUUGUUGUCGCGGCCUGUCCUUGAAAAAUUUGAAUUUCUGAUAGACGGGAGAGUGGAAAGACACAUGGCAGAGCUACUUUUUCCAUGUUGUGUAGUGUAUUUUACGAACUAUGUACUUAUAAGCCCAUCGACGAGGCCCAAGGGGUGAAAACCCGAAGCUUUUGCGUCCCGCGUGCGCCGAGCAGCCUCUUAAUCACUGAAUCAACAGCAGCGCACGUUACUUCAGACAAGAACAAUACAUAGGAAUGCUACUAACCGGUGUCUGCAAGUCUAAAUCGGCGUGGAGAUUGUGUGACGGAAGCGGAACACAUCGCUUCCUCCUGAAGUACUUGUCUGCAACGCUGGUCGGAGGGUGUCCACAACAAAGAUAUCAGUCUGUCCACAACUCCUCUUUUACAUCAAGACAUUCAGUCUGUGUGUCUCUCGUCUCUGUCUCGUUUCAUCUGUUGUAACUGAGCAAUUGUGAUCGCGAUCGCGCGCGGUCGCCCCCUACCACUCGUCUGCGUAGCACGUCCUUCUCUACCUCAAACAACGACACGGAGAAUAGCUCUGCAACAUCAACGUCCUUCAUGCUGUCUCCAGCUUUUUUGUUGAUUGCGAAACGUACUGCGCCCCUAUAGGUGGCCAGAAACUAGCGUAGUGUCGACUUACUGACGUGACUAAGCAGCAUGUUUUUAU